This is a messenger RNA of Penicillium arizonense, 759 nucleotides long. RefSeq names its product glutathione S-transferase family protein. The record is from RefSeq and is a predicted model, not a curated record. Bases 1 to 759 code for a protein of 252 amino acids. Lineage: Eukaryota; Fungi; Ascomycota; Eurotiomycetes; Eurotiales; Aspergillaceae. The transcript is spliced from 3 exons.
AUGAGUCAACCAAACAUUACCCUUUACACGGCCCAGACCCCCAAUGGGAUCAAGAUCUCCAUGGCACUGGAGGAGCUUGGUUUGCCAUACAAGGUCGAGAAAAUUGAUAUGUCCAAGAACACUCAAAAGGAAGACUGGUUCCUCAAGAUCAACCCCAACGGCCGCAUCCCAGCCUUGACAGACACCUUCAGCGACGGCCAGCAGAUUAAUAUUUUCGAGUCUGGCAGUAUCCUACAAUAUCUGGCAGAACGAUAUGAUCCAGACCACAAGAUCUCCUACCCCAAGGGCUCACGCGAAUACUACGAGGUGAACAACUGGCUGUUUUUCCAAAACGCAGGUCUGGGCCCAAUGCAAGGCCAGGCCAACCACUUCUCACGAUAUGCCCCCGAGCACAUUGAGUACGGUGUAAACCGAUACGUCAAUGAAUCACGCCGGCUGUAUGGUGUGCUGGAUAAGCACCUUGCUCAGUCCAAGUCUGGGUACAUUGUUGGUGAUCACAUCUCCAUUGCUGAUAUCACACACUGGGGAUGGGUGGCUGCUGCGGGAUGGGCUGGUAUUGAUAUUGAGGAGUUCCCGCAUGUGAAAGCGUGGGAGGAGCGGAUUGCGCAGCGACCGGGCAUAGAGAAGGGUCGUCAUGUUCCUUCCCCUCACAAUAUUAAGGAUUUGAUCAAGGAUAAAGCUACCAUGGACAAGCACGCUGCUGAUACUAGGGCUUGGGUUCAGCAGGGAAUGAAGGACGAUGCUAAGAGCAAAGUCUAG